AUGCGUCUAGCACUGCUCGUGCUAGCCCUUUUCGGCUAUACUCAUGCCGACUUGUUCACUUCAAUUGCAGAUAUGCAGAAUCUAUUAGAAACAGAAAGAAAUAUUCCAAAGCUUCUUGAUAAAUAUAUUCACGAGGAAGAGGAAAGACUGGUCCAAUUGAAGAAAUUAUCAGAAGAAUAUGCAAAGAAGAACGAGCAAUCGAUUGAGAACGGAAUGAAGGAUAUUGUGAAUCCAAUAAAUGCAUUUUUGUUGAUUAAAAGAAAGAUCUUUGAUUGGAAAGAAAUUGAAUCUAAAAUGAAUGCAAACAAAGCUGGAAACGUGGUCAAUUCAAUCACAGAUGAUAACUACGGAGUCCGUUAUCCAACAGCAGAUGAUUUGAGUGGAGCUGCGAUCGGAUUGCUUCGUCUUCAAGAUACUUAUCGACUGGAUACGAAAGAUUUGGCUGAUGGAAAGAUUUAUCAAGAUCAAGGAAACUACACGUUCUCUGCAAAAGAUUGUUUCGAAAUUGCUCGUGCAGCUUAUAAUGAACAUGACUUCUACCACACCGUGAUGUGGAUGGAAGAGGCUAAAAGAAGACUUGCAGACGAGGAAGAACCAUCAGUUGAAGUUGAAGAUAUUCUUGAGUAUUUGGCGUUUGCUCUCUACAAGCAAAACAACUUGAAGCACGCAUUGAAGUUAACUGAGGAGUUGUACAAAUUGAAUCCAUCUCAUCCACGUGCUAAAGGAAACGUCAAAUGGUAUGAAGAUCUUUUGGAACAGGAAGGAGUUCGUCGAAGUGAAAUGAGAAAGAAUCUUCCAGCAAUUCAGAACCGUCGUCCAGAUUCAGUUCUUGGAAACACUGAGAGAACAAUGUAUGAAGCGUUGUGUAGAAAUGAGGUUCCAGUGUCUCAAAAAGAUAUUUCUCGUCUCUAUUGUUACUACAAAAGAGACCGCCCAUUCUUGGUUUAUGCCCCAAUCAAAGUUGAAAUCAAAAGAUUCAAUCCACUUGCUGUCCUUUUCAAAGAUGUUAUUUCUGACGAUGAAGUGGCUACAAUUCAAGAACUCGCAAAACCAAAACUUGCGAGAGCAACAGUUCAUGACUCAGCAACUGGAAAACUGGUCACUGCUACAUAUCGUAUUUCGAAGAGUGCUUGGUUGAAGGAAUGGGAACAUGAAGUUGUUGAAAGAGUCAAUAAGAGAAUCGAAUUGAUGACUAAUUUGGAAAUGGAAACUGCUGAAGAGUUACAAAUUGCAAAUUACGGAAUCGGAGGGCAUUAUGAUCCACAUUUCGAUCAUGCGAAGAAGGAAGAAUCGAAAAGUUUCGAGAGUCUUGGAACUGGAAAUCGUAUUGCAACUGUUCUGUUUUAUAUGUCUCAGCCAUCUCAUGGAGGAGGAACUGUCUUCACUGAAGUCAAAUCUACAGUACUUCCAACCAAGAAUGAUGCUCUUUUCUGGUAUAAUCUGUUCAAACAAGGAGAUGGAAAUCCAGAUACUCGACAUGCUGCCUGUCCAGUUCUUGUUGGAAUCAAGUGGGUUUCAAACAAAUGGAUUCACGAGAAAGGAAACGAAUUCCGUCGCCCAUGUGGUCUGAAGUCAUCUGAUAAAGAACGAUUUGUCGGAGAUCUCGGAGUUGGACCAGAACCAAGAGAUGCUCCAAAUCUUUCUCCAGUUCUUGCAAAAGAUGUUUGGGAGACUCUUUGA
Caenorhabditis remanei is the source of this 1680-nucleotide messenger RNA. RefSeq lists its product as uncharacterized. The record is from RefSeq and is a predicted model, not a curated record. The coding region runs from base 1 to 1680 and encodes 559 amino acids. NCBI's taxonomy places the organism in Eukaryota, Metazoa, Nematoda, Chromadorea, Rhabditida, Rhabditidae. The transcript is spliced from 5 exons. Gene Ontology annotation, biological process: peptidyl-proline hydroxylation to 4-hydroxy-L-proline. Gene Ontology annotation, cellular component: endoplasmic reticulum. Gene Ontology annotation, molecular function: iron ion binding; protein binding; L-ascorbic acid binding.